Messenger RNA from Micropterus dolomieu (smallmouth bass), 2816 nucleotides. RefSeq names its product WD repeat domain, phosphoinositide interacting 2 (gene wipi2). NCBI's taxonomy places the organism in Eukaryota, Metazoa, Chordata, Actinopteri, Centrarchiformes, Centrarchidae. Gene Ontology annotation, cellular component: extrinsic component of membrane; phagophore assembly site membrane; cytosol. The coding region runs from base 153 to 1436 and encodes 427 amino acids. Gene Ontology annotation, biological process: nucleophagy; protein lipidation; protein localization to phagophore assembly site. The transcript is spliced from 12 exons. The record is from RefSeq and is a predicted model, not a curated record. Gene Ontology annotation, molecular function: phosphatidylinositol-3,5-bisphosphate binding; phosphatidylinositol-3-phosphate binding; protein binding.
GCGCCUAUGAAAAACAACAACAAUCACUACAGCAGGGGAAAGAGAGACAUGACUCCUUGAAGCCCAAUACUUCUGGCCCUUAGCACAUUAACUUAGUAAUCCCAGCCGCUGCUAUUUCUACCGGAGCAUUAUAUGUCGAUGGUGCCGAGCCCAUGAACUUGGCCAGUCAAAGCGGGGAUGCUGGCGGAAGCCAGCUUCUCUUCGCCAACUUUAACCAGGACAACACGUCCUUAGCUGUUGGCACCAAAUCAGGAUACAAGUUUUUCUCCCUGUCCUCUGUGGACAAAUUGGAGCAGAUAUAUGAAUGUACGGACACGGAGGAUGUGUGUAUUGUGGAGCGUCUGUUCUCCAGCAGCCUGGUGGCCAUCGUCAGCCUGAAGGCCCCCAGGAAGCUCAAAGUCUGUCACUUCAAGAAGGGAACUGAAAUCUGCAACUACUCUUAUUCCAACACCAUACUGGCUGUCAAACUCAACAGACAGAGGCUGAUUGUGUGUCUGGAGGAGUCGCUUUACAUUCACAACAUAAGAGACAUGAAAGUGCUGCACACAAUCAGAGAAACUCCACCCAAUCCUUCAGGAUUGUGCGCCCUUUCCAUCAGCAAUGAUAAUUGCUAUCUAGCCUACCCAGGCAGUGCUACGAUAGGAGAAGUUCAAGUGUUUGACACAGUCAACCUGCGAGCGGCUAACAUGAUUCCAGCCCACGACAGCCCAUUAGCGGCUCUGGCUUUUGAUGCCAGUGGAACCAAACUGGCCACAGCUUCAGAGAAGGGCACAGUCAUCCGUGUCUUCUCAAUCCCAGAGGGACAGAAGCUCUUUGAGUUUCGAAGAGGAGUCAAGAGGUGCGUGAGCAUCUGUUCGUUGGCGUUCAGUAUGGAAGGCCUGUACCUGUCGGCCUCCAGCAACACAGAGACAGUCCACAUCUUCAAAUUGGAGACCCAGAAGGAGAAGUACGUGCCAGCGGAGGAGCCCACCACAUGGGGAGGGUACCUGGGCAAGGUCCUGAUGGCGUCCACCACCUACCUGCCUUCCCAGGUGACAGAAAUGUUCACCCAGGGACGAGCUUUUGCCACCGUGCGUCUGCCGUUCUGCGGACAUAAGAAUAUCUGCGCCUUAGCUGUGAUUCAGAAGAUUCCCAGGUUGUUGGUGGCAGCGGCUGACGGUUACCUGUAUCUGUACAACCUGGAUCCACAAGAAGGAGGGGAAUGCACACUGAUGAAGCAGCACAGGUUAGACGGCAGUGCUGAGCCGUCCAAUGAGAUCCUUGAGCAGGGGUCACAUGACCGCCCACUUGUUGCCCAAACCUACAGUGCUGCUGUCACUAAAGGUUACUGCGAAGAGCAGGGCGCCGUGGGAGGGGCAGGGCUAGAAGAUGACCUCAACGACUUGCGCUUAGAGGAAGAGAACGAGCAGCCACCACUCAUCCUUGAAACUGACUGACUGACUUAACGGACGACUGUACCCACCAAUCAGAGGGCUCCUCUGGUGCUGCUAUGAACAUGUGACACAAGGGGGGCAGGGGCAGGAUCAAAGACGAGGGGGGUGUUUUUAAACGCUAAAAGCGUUCAAGAGCCUGUCUGUAACUCUAUCUGUGCGUUCGUCUGUUCACAUACAUGUCGUAUCUCUUUGUUCCUCCCCUCCCUCAUUCCUCCACUCCCUUUUCCCUCAGUUUUGCCUGUGCAGGCCAAACUGACGCUUUGCAUGUACAUGUGCCAACUGCUAAAAACAUGCUCCAAUGUGAAAACGAGUAUCUGUGAGUGUGUGUUGGACGUUUGAUCAACAAAAAAAAACAAAUGUAGCUGUGUCUCCACUUAAGACACACACACUGACGCAAGCACUGUGUAAAAUGAAAGUGAUUGUGUAAGUGCCUCGCUGCCCCAGUGUCAUGGUUUCUUCUGUUUGAGAGGGGGACCUCUUUGCAUUGGCUUAAUAAAACCUAUUUUCAGUUGUUGGAUCUUAAUUGAGGGUGUGUACUUAUCUUUUCUCUCUCACACAUAGUCACACACUGUCCUGCGAGGAGUGUGGCGUCAGUCAUGUGGCCCAACUUUACCCUCCAAAGAAUGAUUUAGAAGCUUUUGGCAUGAGGCAGAGGUGUUUGCGAACAAGAGUGUGUGUCUGUGCGCUUGUGCUGAGACCUCAUUUGUGCGUGUGUAUGCUGGGCAUGUACAUUAGCAAAACACUAUAAGUAAUUAGCCUCCAUUUGCACCCCCUUGCCCCCUUUUACCUCAUCCAAACAGAGGCUCAGUGGACCUUCCCCCUUCCCCUCCUCAGGCCUGCAGUCAUUGGUUGAUUUUAAACUCUGAUAUUAAUGAUCUUUAUCUACAUAUCCAGUCAUAACCAAUAAUGUGUCAGGCGUAAGAAAACAUGCAUGGUGUUGUUGACGUGGUACUUUAUCCAUACAUCGAAGAUAUUAGAGUGGUGGUGAUCCAUUAAAGGCAGUCAGCAGAUCAAUUGAGAAAGGCAGGAAGCUGUCAGUGACAGUCUCCUCUUACUCCUCAUGUAUCUACUCUGUACAUUACUAGUUGUGGCAAGAUAUCACUGUACCAUAUUGACAGGUUACGACCAUGGCUUUGAGAUUUCACUCUCUCUGGGAUAGUGGGUGUUCGGCCAACGAGUGAACUGUGGAUUGUAACAUGGCUGAGCCUCAUCAACUGGUCCAGGACGCUGCAUGAUUCCCUAUUAAUCCUCUGGUGUCUGAAGCCGCUAAACAAGGAUUAGCCACGGGAUUUUUGAGUGUCAGGCAUUUUCUAAUGAUUUUGUAUAAAAUGUGAAACGUUCAUCUGAAACUAAAAUGAAAAUAAAUUCCAUGUUGAUGUAUGA